Messenger RNA from Camelina sativa (false flax), 740 nucleotides. RefSeq lists its product as uncharacterized. NCBI's taxonomy places the organism in Eukaryota, Viridiplantae, Streptophyta, Magnoliopsida, Brassicales, Brassicaceae. The record is from RefSeq and is a predicted model, not a curated record. Gene Ontology annotation, molecular function: protein binding.
UCAUGUCUGUGAAAUCGAUUGAUAUUAACAUACGUGACAACGCUGGUAUGACUCCCCUUGAUCUCAUCAGGCAGAAGCCGCUAUCUCCUACCUCAGAUCUCUUGUUCCGACGGCUGGUAUCAGCCGGAGGGAUGUUCAGUUCUCGUGAUCAAAGCAUCACAAGUGUGGUCGCAACUCACUUGAAGGACAGAGGAAACUUUUACAGCCCAGGAGCUCGUUUCAAGACGUCGGACGCUGACAUGUUCCUAAGCACCCGACUAACUGAUGUUGCGCCAGAUAAGACUGCUGUUGCUAGACACGUGAGGUCCAGCUCCUGUUCCAUUGAGAUUGGUCAGCUAGACGUGAUGGAUGAGAAUCAUCAUUUCAAGAAAUGCAGAAACGCGUCUGUUAACUCUGCAACGGAGAGAUUGAAGAGCGUUUUCCACUGGCCGCGAGCCAAGAAGCAACCAGGCCAUUCCAAGAACGAUUCUGAGAUAAGCAUCGCUUCGACAGUUGUGGAGGCGCAAGAAACUCCGGUCCCUCUCCGACAGAGAUUCUCAAAAAGCAGCAGCAGUGGCUCGCUUGCUCUGCCUAAUAAUAACAAUAAAAGAACGUUAUCGGUAAGAAGUAACCAGUCGAGUCCAAGAGCCAAGAAGAAGCGGAUUGGUACAGUGCGGUCUCGUUCUAGUUCAUUCUCGAAAAUAUCCAUCCACUCGUCUUCGACGUCAUCAACUUCGAGCAUGGUUGAUCUUAAACAGAAG